Molecule: messenger RNA, 2556 nt
Organism: Hyposmocoma kahamanoa
Lineage: Eukaryota; Metazoa; Arthropoda; Insecta; Lepidoptera; Cosmopterigidae
Gene: twin
Product: CCR4-NOT transcription complex subunit 6
Exons: 12
Coding region: 58-1683 (541 amino acids)
Biological process (GO): nuclear-transcribed mRNA poly(A) tail shortening
Cellular component (GO): nucleus; CCR4-NOT complex; cytoplasm
Molecular function (GO): protein binding; poly(A)-specific ribonuclease activity
Source: RefSeq, a predicted model, not a curated record
AAACAAAAUAAUUUUAACACCCCUAAUGACCCCUCGCGGUGCUUAUAAGUUGACAGUAUGUCUCGCAACAAAGACAAGCAUGAGGGCGCGAGCGGGCGCACGUACCACAUUAUGUCGGAGGCGGAGCGGGCGUCCGGCCGACGCGGGGGCUGGACCACUCUUGAGGUAACAGGAGGUGUGCGCGCCCUGGCGCCGCAGCUGUUCCAACUCACUCACCUGACAGCGCUGUACUUGAACGACAACUCACUGCAGCGCAUCCCGCCCGACAUCAACCAACUCGUCAAUCUGCACACGCUCGAUGUCUCUAAUAACAAGCUGCGCUCGCUACCCGCUGAGCUCGGUGAUCUUAUUCAGUUGAGAGAGAUACACCUCCACAACAACUACUUACGAGUCCUUCCGUACGAGUUGGGUAAACUGUUCCAUCUGCAGCUGUUAGGGCUGCAAGGUAACCCGCUCAGCAAGGAGAUGCUGUCCAUAUACAACGACAACAACGGUACUGCGAAGCUUCUUACUUAUAUGCUCGACAAUUUACAAGUCACUGCCACUUUACCACCACAGAGGCCUUGGAUACCUUUGACCAGACCUAAUAGAACACGUCCUACAUGUAUUUUCACAGUAAUGUGCUACAACGUUUUGUGUGACAAAUACGCCACGCGACAAAUGUAUGGGUAUUGUCCAAGCUGGGCGCUUGAGUGGGACUACAGAAAGAAGGGCAUUCUCGACGAGAUUCGACAUUACUCUGCGGAUAUCAUCAGCUUACAGGAGGUAGAGACAGACCAAUUUUACAACUUCUUUUUGCCUGAACUUAAGCAGGAUGGGUACGAUGGCAUCUUCUCACCAAAAUCCCGCGCAAAGACUAUGUCCGAAUCGGAAAGAAAAUAUGUCGAUGGAUGCGCCAUCUUCUUUAGAUCUGCCAAGUUUUCGUUAGUAAAAGAGCACCUGAUCGAGUUCAAUCAACUGGCUAUGGCUAACAGCGAAGGGUCAGAUAACAUGUUAAAUCGCGUUAUGCCCAAAGACAACAUCGGAUUGGCUGCGCUGAUCAAAACUAAGGAGGCCGCAUGGGAAAACGGUAUACCGACAGACUCAUCGAUGCUCGGACAGCCCAUUUUGGUUUGUACGGCGCAUAUUCAUUGGGACCCUGAGUUCUGCGAUGUGAAACUGAUUCAAACGAUGAUGCUGAGCAAUGAAUUGCGAUCUAUUCUUGACGACUCGGCCAGGACGUUACGUUUGGCGGGACAGCGGGACAACGUGCAACUUCUGCUCUGUGGAGACUUCAACUCUCUGCCUGACAGCGGCGUGAUAGAGUUCUUGUCAGCUGGACGAGUAUCGGCAGAACAUCGCGACUUCAAGGAGUUGGGCUACGCGGCUUCGCUGCGUCGCAUGCCAGGAUCUGAGCACGAGUUCACGCACAACUUCAAACUAGCCUCAGCAUAUAGUGAAGAUAUUAUGCCCUAUACCAACUACACGUUCGACUUCAAGGGCAUAAUUGACUACAUAUUCUACAGUAAGCAGUCGAUGACGCCGCUAGGGCUGCUGGGGCCUCUCUCGCAAGACUGGUUCCGGGAGCACAAGGUCGUCGGGUGUCCGCACCCGCAUAUACCUUCAGAUCACUUCCCGCUGCUGGUAGAGCUGGAGAUGUGCCCCACGAGCAGCAACUCGAACGGGCUGAUCGGGCGUAGGUAGCAGCCCGCGCCGCGCCCGUCCAAGGCCAAGCGCCCGCCCGCGCCGAAGCACAGCUGAGUCAGCCCGCCACUCCCAUCCCCAUCCCUCCACUCCGCACAUACCUUCCUCGCCAUAAGGACAUUGUCGAACGUGAACUCGCGUUCGCGAACUCUAAUCGAAAGACUUCAUUUCCAACAAGUGCGUUUAGCGUGUUAGAAGCUCGGGGUCUCAAAUGCAACUGAGUGUCUUAAACACCUAUACUUAAUUAUUUUAAUUCUGUGUCAAAGAUCAGUGAAGCGUCAGCUUUGUUAUUUGUACAAAUAUCAGUACACGUUGUUUUACUACUUGGCUCUCUUUUGAUGGUAGUAUGUUUUAUUGCAAUUUGUUUUGGGUGGACAUCGACGGCCGUUUUCUUAUUGCUGGAUUUUGGCCACACUCGCUGUUAAUUUUACAAUUCAUAACACAUAUAUUUGCUGUUCAUUUUUCCACCUAAAGAGAUGAGAUGAGAUAGAAUCUUAUAUAUAGUUUACCCACGCCUUAGCUGUCUUUAAGUUAUGAAAAGGGUAGAAAUAAAUAAAUAAAUAUUUUCUUUCUAUACAAUAAUCUAAUCAUGUAUUUGUAUUUUUUAUAAAACGUCCUAGAAUCAGUUUAUUUUAUUCAAUUGUCAUUUUAUAUUAUGAAAAUAAAAUCCAGCGAAUAGAAAACAAUUAGACAAUAGAGUAAUAUGAAGUGUUAAUGUAUGUAUGCACGUUUAAUUGAUUUCAUACAUAAUUGUGUAUUAGCUUAGAUGUGACGUCUUUCCGUGAAAUAGGUAAUCUGUAGCACAGCUAACUCGAAUACUAAUGUUAAAUUGUUAACUUGUUGCGUUUUAGAAAUAUUUUGUGCUAUAUAAGG